CACGGCGUGCCGUGACAUCACCCUCACCAUUUUCUCCGCUCAAAAGGUUCCGGUUUUGCAACUCUCUCUCUCUCCCUCUCUCGCGGGCUAUAAAGCGAAAGCAAACAACGCGUUGCAGGGCCGACGCUGUACGUACGCUUGCUCUGUUACUCUGUCGCUGCCGUGUCGCUGUGUGUGCAGAGAGAGAGCAGAAGAGAGAGAGAGAGAGAGAGAGAGAGAGAGAGGGAUUGGAUGGAGAAGCUGAGGAAGCUAGGGCAUCUGUUCGCGGCGGUGCUCCUGUACGGAAUGGCCAGCUUCAUGGUGGUCCCGGCCAUCACCGACGUCACCAUGUCCGCCCUCUGCCCCGGCAAGGACGAGUGCUCCCUCGCCAUUUACCUCUCCGGCCUCCAACAGGCGAUCGUCGGAUUUGGGACGGUGAUCUUGACACCGUUAAUCGGGAACCUGUCGGACGAGUACGGACGGAAAGCUCUGCUCACCAUUCCCAUGACAGCCGCCAUCAUUCCAUUGGUGAUAUUGGCAUACAGCAGGGAGACCAAGUUCUUCUACGCCUACUUCGUCCUUAAGACUCUCGCGGCCAUUGUUGGCGAAGGCACCAUCAACUGCCUUGCCCUUGCAUAUGUGGCAGACAACGUUCCGGGGACGGAGCGAGUAUCGGCGUUUGGGAUUCUUUCUGGUGUGCUCUCAGCUGCAUUUGUUUUUGGAACCUUGGCUGCUCGUUUCAUCUCGACUGCUUUGACAUUCCAGGUUGCUGCAGCUGUAUCCAUGGUCGCGGUCGUCUACAUGAGGAUCUUUCUCAAGGAGAGCAUACCGCUAGCAGAUGAAUCGGCACAGCCGAUCUUAAAGGGAUCGGAAACUGAUGUUGACCAAAAUGAUAGCAACUCCGUGGAGAAGACACGCGUAUUCAAGAAGAUACCUUCGAUCGGAGAUCUCAUUAGCUUGUUGAGGAGCAGCAAGAUAUUUGCACAAGCUGCGGUGGUUGCAUUCUUCAACAAUCUCGCAGAGGGAGGACUGCAAACUUCCUUACUGUAUUUCCUGAAGGCUCGUUUUCAUUUCAAUAAGACUCAGUUCGCUGAUCUUAUGCUCAUCGUCGGAGUUGCGGGGACACUUUCUCAGCUGGUUUUUAUGCCGCUGUUGGCACCGGUAUUAGGUGAAAAGAGGUUGCUGUCCAUUGGGCUGUUUGUGGGUUUUUCAAAUAUGUUUCUCUACAGCCUAGCCUGGGCAGCAUGGGUUCCUUAUGCAACCACCGUGUUCUCGCUUUUCGUCGUCUUUGUUUCUCCAUGCAUACGCAGCAUUGCAUCGAAACAAUUUGGCCCUUUUGAACAGGGCAAGGCUCAGGGAUGCCUCUCGGGAAUAAGCUCUUUCGCCAACAUUGUUUCUCCACUGAUAUUCAGUCCCCUCACGGCACUAUUUCUAUCAGACAAAGCGCCUUUUCCGUACCCUGGUUUCAGUCUGCUGUGCAUUGGACUAGCCCUGAUGGUGGCCUUUGUCCAGAGUCUUAUGAUAAGGGCUGUUCCACAGAGUACGGUUAAGGAAGUCUUCACCGAAGACGCGUGAUUUGUGGGAACGACAUGAAAAGGUACCAGUGCGAAGGAAGUGCUGGGCAAGGAGAAAAGACACGAGAAAGGACAACUCAUUAAUGAGUUACAUUCAGUAUCAAAGCGGCGAUAAUGUUCGCUACGCAUAUCGCGUAAAUUGUAAAGUUCAUAGUCUCUCAAACUGGGCAAUAGACAUACAAGGCACAAGGGGAAAGCCGCGUGAUUCCGUAUAUUAUUUCAGAGAACAUGCAGCUUCUCUUUUUAUGCAUGCGAUCGACUGGUAGGCUAGUAGCUUCAGCAAAAGAAAUGGUUCAGGGAGACAAAAAGUAGUAUCGGUGAUACCAGACAACACUUGUCCAUCAGAACAGAGAACUUCAUCAACAAAAGUUUCUUUGUUUUUAUCUCCAUUGACAUUACUUCCAUAGUAUCGACAGCCGUACAUAUUAGGUCUGUU
Messenger RNA from Eucalyptus grandis, 1989 nucleotides. Its product is annotated as tetracycline resistance protein, class H. Gene Ontology annotation, biological process: transmembrane transport. NCBI's taxonomy places the organism in Eukaryota, Viridiplantae, Streptophyta, Magnoliopsida, Myrtales, Myrtaceae. The coding region runs from base 232 to 1554 and encodes 440 amino acids. Gene Ontology annotation, molecular function: transmembrane transporter activity. The record is from RefSeq and is a predicted model, not a curated record. The transcript has 14 exons.